Saccostrea cuccullata (small rock oyster) is the source of this 765-nucleotide messenger RNA. RefSeq names its product long-chain fatty acid transport protein 2-like. The transcript is spliced from 3 exons. The record is from RefSeq and is a predicted model, not a curated record. NCBI's taxonomy places the organism in Eukaryota, Metazoa, Mollusca, Bivalvia, Ostreida, Ostreidae. Gene Ontology annotation, molecular function: long-chain fatty acid-CoA ligase activity; long-chain fatty acid transmembrane transporter activity. The coding region runs from base 102 to 572 and encodes 156 amino acids.
ACAAAGAUGGCUUUUAUCUCGGAGGCAAAGCAGUCAAUGAGAAAAAAUAUGUUAGAAAUGCCUUUCAAGAGGGAGAUGCCUUCUUCAAUUAUGGAGACUUGAUGUACGUCGACAAGGAUUACUUCUUGUAUUUCAAAGAUCGAGUUGGAGAUACUUUUAGGUGGAAAGGUGAAAAUGUGUCCACGAAUGAAGUAGCCAAUAUUCUGACGGGACUACCUUUUAUACAAGACGCUAACGUAUAUGGGGUAGAAAUACCAGGUAAUGAUGGUCGAGCUGGAAUGGCGGGAAUUUUACUGAAGGAAAAUGUGGAGUUCCACACAGACCUGUUACCUAAGAUCUACCACCACUGUGAGGAGAACCUGCCACACUACGCCCAGCCGGUGUUCCUCCGCUUCAUCAAGGAGAUGCCGCUGACAACCACUCACAAACAGAGGAAGGUGGAAUACGUCAAGGAAGCCUACAACCCCGCUGUCGUGACUGAUCCACUGUUCCGCAUCUCACCAGAAACCAAAACCUAUGUUCCACUCAACACUGAAAAUAUUGCCCAGUUUUUGGCAAAAGCACGGUUGUGAUUGCAAUAAUUAUUUUUUGUUCAAUUUAUGGUGGCUAUUUUCAAAUUUAAUGACUUCUAUGCAUAAGUUUUGAUGCAAGAAAAACAAGUUGUUUUUUUUUUAAUCAGUGGGUGCUAUAAUUUUUUUUUUUUACAUGUAUAGUGUGCUAAUUUUUUAAUACAAAGAGUUUCAUAACAAUCAUUAUUUUUUAAAA